Rhodamnia argentea is the source of this 2616-nucleotide messenger RNA. RefSeq names its product putative disease resistance protein At3g14460. The transcript has 3 exons. The record is from RefSeq and is a predicted model, not a curated record. NCBI's taxonomy places the organism in Eukaryota, Viridiplantae, Streptophyta, Magnoliopsida, Myrtales, Myrtaceae. Bases 73 to 1509 code for a protein of 478 amino acids.
CCCAAGUUGAAAGGAAGAUUACCUAGUCAACUAAACUCCCUCAUAAAGCUCGAAAUCGACUCCUGUCCGCACAUGGAUGCUUCGCCCUCUAUCAUUAGCCUUCCGUCUCUCAAGGAAUUAAGCUUUGGAGGCUGCAACGUGGGGGUGCUGAAGAGGUUCGUAAACCUGACAUCUGUAACCGCUCUUGUCAUAGAAGAUGUUGCUGGGCUAACGUGGUUAAGUCAUGGGUUUACAAGCUCCUUGAUCAAGCUGGAGAUGAAAAGUUGUAAAGAGUUAAUGUAUUUGUGGCAGGACAGAGAUGUGAUUCGAGAUCUCACUUGUCUAAAGAGCUUAGUCGUCCAAGAUUGUCCUGGACUCGUAUCUCUUGCAGCUGGAGAAGAAGAUACAGAGCUGCCCGUCAAACUCGAGACUAUCAGAGUGUGGAGUUGUGACAAUUUGGAGAAGCUACCAAGCAAGAUGCACGCCCUCUCCUCUCUGAGAGACUUGACCAUUAAGUGUCCAAAACUCGUAUCAUUUCCCGAAACAGGUAUACCGACCUCAGUGAUAACAUUAAGAAUCACAGAGUGCAAGAUGUUGCAAUCUUUACCCAUCAUAGGAGGAUUAAGUAGUCAUCCGGAGGAACCAAGCAGCAGCAGCAGCAGUAGAAACAACCACGUUGACAUGAUGUCUCGUCUGCAAGUCUUAACAAUCAGCGGAUGCGAUUCUCUGCCAGCCUCUCCAUUCAGCGAGGGUGGAUUCUUACCUGCGACCUUGAGGGAACUUCAUAUUAUGAAUUGCAGGGGAGUGGAGUCGCUGGCGGAGAUAAAUGUAGACCGUCUCCAGUCGCUUCAAGAGAUUGACAUUAGCAAUUGCGAGAAAUUGAGGAGCUUACCCCAGGACCUGCACACACUGUCCCACCUCACUUCCUUGCAAUUGUGGGAAUGUCCUACUCUGGAGCUGGAGUGCUUCCCUCCUCUUCCUCCCAGCAUCUCAAAAUUACAUCUUUGGGGGUGUCCGAAGAUAAAAGCGUUACCUGAUCAGUUGCAUCGACUCACAUGUCUCCGUGAUCUGAAAAUAUCAGGGUGUGAGAGUAUCACGCGCUUCCCCGACGGAGGAUUGCCGCCCCAGCUACAGAAACUUACGGUUUAUAAAUGCGGGAAUAUGAAGCAGCCAGUGAGGGAGUGGCUGACCCCUCUCCUCACCUCCCUUGAAUGGCUGUUGAUUGACGGCAGCAGCAUGGGAGGAGUGCGAGAGGAGGAGGAUCUUCUGCUUCCACUCCCUUCCUCUCUGCUCCGUCUCCAAAUCUGUGGUAUGGACAACAUGGAAAGACUGUCCAGCAGUCUCCCUCCCUCUCUCCGGAUUUUAUGGAUCUCAGGAUGCCCGAAGCUGAGGGAGUUGCCCCCGGAUGGCCUCCCUCCCUCCCUAGAAACGCUCAGGAUCGACGGUCCGUCAAUCAUGAAGGAGCGAUGCAUGGAAGGGACCGGCUGCUAUUGGCCCCUCAUCCGCGAAAUCCCAUUUGUUUGGGUGUAACUAGAAGUGAAGCUUCAUUGUCUCCUUCCCAUUGUUCGUCUGCGCCCCGAUCACCUAUGCUGGAGAUGCUGAAGGGGGACCCUGGAUGUGAGAUUGCUCCUCAAGUGAUUAGUUGGUUCUCAAAUUACUCAACGGGAAUGGGUAUGUAUCUAUUUCCCUGUUCAAUACUCUGUUUUUCCCUGAUGUUCAAUCCACUAGAUGAAUCUAAGGUCUGGACAUUAUUAUACGAUAAAUAAGUAGCAAAGACAAGUUUGAAAAUGCUGAAGAGUUGCAUCACAUCAAAAAAGUACAGCUCAGAACUUGGGAUGAAUAGAGCAAGUUCAUGUCAUGUUAAUGGCAGCUUGGUGCUGUCAAUCCUCUUUUUUGUCCAUCUUUAGUCUGGAAACUCCAGUUGAAUACAUUUACUAUGUUGUGGAAUUUACCUGACUAAUUUCCCUUAAAUCUCUGAUUCUGAUAUGCGAAAAUUACUUUUGCAGCAUUCACCUGAAGUGCCAGGAGCUCACUUAUUCUGUCUGCAUUUACCGAUACAAAACACUUAUUCCCACGCACGCAAUCUUCUCAUCUCCGACCAUACCGUGAUGCACAUCGAAAUCCAUCGGGGAAACAGAUUUAUCGCGUCUCAACCUUCCGUUCCAGCACUUUACUCCCCGUCCAAGAUCAAGGAAUGGUUUGGUCGGUACAAGUACAGACACAAUCGAAGGGGUUUCGCCUCCUGGAUAGCAGCACUCAAUGAAAUCUCUGCCCAUUGUUUCAUCUUGAUAGCUAUUCAUAUUCUGCUUCAUGGAAUCAAAGAUGCACAGCCCUGCAGUCGCUGGUUGGCAAAGUUUAAAAGUUUGGGCCAAAGUAUCUGCUGUAAUUUGAAGCUCUCAUUGGAAGUGGCCCGCUGCUCCGGUCUGAAGAGUUGGUUCCCAUCCAAGCUGCAGUUUGUUGGGUGAUUUUUCCUAGUUCCUCAGCUGCAGACAAAGUUGUAUGCACAGCUUCUUCAAAUGGUUGCCUUUAACUCUUUUGUUGCUUGGGAGAUUGUCAGAAACAAGAGUGCUAAUGUUGAGAGGCACAAAGUUGUGUAGUUCUCCCCUAAUGUGCCAAGAUCUGGCUUUAUUUCUGGUU